Messenger RNA from Fomitopsis serialis, 967 nucleotides. RefSeq lists its product as uncharacterized. The transcript is spliced from 9 exons. The coding region runs from base 170 to 877 and encodes 235 amino acids. The record is from RefSeq and is a predicted model, not a curated record. Lineage: Eukaryota; Fungi; Basidiomycota; Agaricomycetes; Polyporales; Fomitopsidaceae.
GCGCAGAGGGCGCACCGGUAAUUGGGUACCCGGCGUCGAUUGUGUCCCUCACCUCAACAGCCUGAACUGCUUCGCCUCCCCGCAGGCAACGGGGCCAUGCUACUCACCUUCGUCCACAGUUCUUCUCGCCUUUAGACCCGUCAAUUCCGGAGCACUGCACUUUCAUUUCAUGCCGCGCGAAGUCAGGCGGAACACGCUACUACACAUCCCGGACAUGCCUGCUCCGCGAACGACCCACUGGGACGACGAGGACGAGGAUGAUAGCACCCCUCGCGUCCGAAAGCGAUGGUUCCACUACAUUCCGCUCUUUCUGGCUGUGCUUCUAAUGCUGCUACCACACCCUUCUCUUCUGCUCGUCCUCGUCAACUACCACCUCCACCACCACUGUUACUGGCUAGGAGAUAAAUGUAUUGGCCACCGCACGUACGCCGCGUUCCUCCAUCUACUCACCUGCAUUGUAUUGCUCUCUGUGUACAUCGCCGCCCUGUGUGUACAAGCGGUGUACUUCGCCUUCACCAACCCACUAGCAUCGUACGACGAGAACACACCACUGCACGACAUAUACCUCGCAUUUACGGGAUCGACAAACCAGACGACGCUCGAGAACGUGUCCCCCUUCCUCCUCCUCCGCCAUCUCCCGCCGCUCCCGCGCUCUUCAUCGGACGCGCCGUCCCUCCCCGACGCGCCGCUCGAGCACCAGCUCUCGCACGCGCAGCGGCGCCUCGUGCGCGACGCGCACUUCCACGUCCGGAACUGGGCGCAAGUCGCGGGGUGGGACCGACCGUGGGGAUGGGUGCACAAGCUGCUCGUGGGGGGCGGGUGCAAGGGUGACGGGCAGACGUUUCCUAGGAAUCCGCGGGCGGACAACAAGGACUAAUUAUUUCCGCGGACGUUUGUGCACUGACUAAUGGAUGUCUCUUCCCCGGCGACUACUCGUCAGCAGCGUCGCUGACUAUCUCUCUAUGAU